AUGGUGGAAGAAGAUGCGACUGUGGGAACGUUUUCAUCCAGGGGUGCCGUCGAUCCAGGUAAUUUCGUAUCUGAAAUAGACGCUACAGUCCAGAUUGGAGAAAAAUUAGGAGUUGUUUUUGGGAAUCAUGAUCAGUUGGUUAGAGAGACCGUAAUUGUUGAAGAAAUGAAGCGGAGUGAUAUGGCUGAUUUUGAUUUAUCUAAAUUAUGGGGGAAUAGGGAUUUUGGUUCAGAUUUUGUGGGAUCGAUCGGUCAGUCAGGCGGGUUACUGUGCAUGUGGGACUCUAGGAGUUUUGAGUACAGUGGGUCUGUAAGAAAAAGGAACUUUAUUAUCAUUAAAGGCAGAUUGAAGGGGUUUAAUGAAUCAUUGUGUGUGGUUAAUGUUUAUGCUCCACAAAGUAUAAGGGCUAAACAGGAGCUUUGGUAUGAGAUCAAUGUGGAGAUGGCGUUAGAGGAGGGCAUUUGGUUAGCUGCGGGUGAUUUUAAUGCGGUUUGGUAUCGGGAAGAAAGAAGGAACAGUGACUUUAAACCGGCGUGCGCGAGGAAUUUUAAUAGUUUUAUUCACAAUUUGGGUCUUAUAGAGUACAAUAUGGUGGGGAAUCAGUUCACUUGCAUUAGAGAUAAUGGCAGAAAGCACAGUAAGAUCGAUAGGGUUUUGGUGUCUCCUAACCUUUUUAACAAGUGGCCGGAGGCGUCCAUUAGAGCUCUGCAUAAUCUUCACUUGGAUCAUACACAAUUAUUAUUAUCUUUAAGUUCCUUGAAUUUUGGACACAAACCGUUUAGGCUCUUUAACUCUUGGCUAAAGAAAGAUGGGUUUGAUGAUGUUGUGAGAUUGGCGGCGGCCAAUUUCAGCUUUGAGGGGGAGCCGGAUAUGUUGUUAAAUAAGAAACUUGCAUUCAUUCGAUCGAACAUCAAGUCUUGGACGGUUGAAAUGAUAAAGAAAGAAGGUGAGGAAGAAAGGAGGGUUAGGGAUGAGCUGGAGAUAUUAGAAGAAGUCAUGGAAAGCAGAAGCUUAUCGGAAGAAGAGGAGUGGAUUUAUGAAGAAAGUAACAAAGUUCUUAAGGAGUUGAGUUUUAGCAAAGGGGAAGACCUUAGACAAAGAUCAAGAAUCAAAUGGGCGAUUGAUGGAGAUGAGAACUCGAAGUAUUUUUACCGUGUUAUCAAUAAGAGAAGAGCCUUGAAUUCUAUCCUGGGGUUAAGUAUUAAUGGCAGUUGGGUGACAACUCCGUCUAAGGUCAAAAAGGAGGUUAUGUCGUUUUUAAGAAAAAAAUGUUGA
Helianthus annuus (common sunflower) is the source of this 1275-nucleotide messenger RNA. RefSeq lists its product as uncharacterized. NCBI's taxonomy places the organism in Eukaryota, Viridiplantae, Streptophyta, Magnoliopsida, Asterales, Asteraceae. Gene Ontology annotation, molecular function: catalytic activity. The record is from RefSeq and is a predicted model, not a curated record. Bases 1 to 1275 code for a protein of 424 amino acids. The transcript is spliced from 2 exons.